UCACCAAGACAUCCACUUCCGGUUCAAAAUGGCACUGGGACUCCCGAAAUUUGUAGAUCAAAUAAAACCUUUUUUACAUCCCCAUUUCGUCGUAAACAUCAUAUUAAGUGUUCUGUUUGUAUGUUUGAAAUCUACUCCAUGGAUCUGUAGCUGGUUAUUUACAUCUUGUGAAUUAGAAUACAAUGAGUGGCAAGUGGUCACAUUCCUGGGUUGUGUCGUGGUGCUAAAGAACAGAAAGAUGUCUACACCAAAACAGUACCUGUCUUCUCUGUGUAUGUUCUUCAAAGCUACAUCGAUUUAUCUAUUCUUCACAAACCACCCACCAAUGGCAUUUGGUUACAUGUUGCUUUGUAUAUUGCACUUAGUCUUCCUGCCAGAACCUGUCUAUUCAGGCCCAGAGAAAGUCACCUACUUCAGAGGUCCACAUUUAGAGGAUGAGCUUAACAGUGACAAAAGAGUAACAUGGGUUAUAGAAUGGUACGCUGCAUGGUCGCCUCCUUGCGUCAACUUCUCAGAAAUAUUCUCUAAAAUCUCAGAAAAGUACAGUUUAGAUAAUCUCAGGUUUGGCAAGAUAGAUGCCAGCAGAUAUGAAGCAGUUGCUAAAAGGUAUGGGGUAAACACUGCCCCCUGGUCUAAACAGCUACCUUCAUGUGUUGUCUAUCAGGGAGGCAAGGAGAAGGACAGAGUUCCACUAAUAGAUCCUGUAAAAAAGAAAGUCUACAGAUUUCUCUUCACCGAGGAAAAUGUGAUCAGAGAUCUAGGAUUAAAUGAACUUUACAACCAAUGCAAGCUAAAUCCACUUAAGAAACGAUCAAAACAUAAAGAAACUGAAGACAAUGAUGAUGGGGAUAAGCAGAAGACGGAAUAGCUCAAAUCUUAGAUACAGUGUAUAAUGUUCAAUGUGAAUGAGGAUAAACAGAAGAUGGAAUAGCUCAAAUCUUAGAUAAAAGGCGCCCAGUGUUCAAUGUGAUUGUUGUAAUGAGACAUUUAAACAUGUAUAGAAUAACCAUGGGCCCAGGAACAUGAAUAGUUAAUGCAAGAUCGAUGUUUGUCCAAUCGGUCGAGUCUCAAAGUCUUAAGUAGAAAAGAUUUUUUCUUAAGGGACGCGGAGUCAAUUUAUUUUUCAUAUAUGUUUCUGGGCUUAUGAGAGUAAUAGUAUUCAGUAUUAAGUCCCAAAUAAUGCCUUGGUCACAUUUGCUCC
This is a messenger RNA of Owenia fusiformis, 1201 nucleotides long. NCBI's taxonomy places the organism in Eukaryota, Metazoa, Annelida, Polychaeta, Sabellida, Oweniidae. The record is from the annotation of a GenBank genome assembly.